Messenger RNA from Aspergillus piperis CBS 112811, 2193 nucleotides. RefSeq names its product Zn(II)2Cys6 transcription factor domain-containing protein. The coding region runs from base 5 to 2056 and encodes 683 amino acids. The record is from RefSeq and is a predicted model, not a curated record. Gene Ontology annotation, cellular component: nucleus. NCBI's taxonomy places the organism in Eukaryota, Fungi, Ascomycota, Eurotiomycetes, Eurotiales, Aspergillaceae. Gene Ontology annotation, biological process: positive regulation of transcription by RNA polymerase II. Gene Ontology annotation, molecular function: transcription cis-regulatory region binding; zinc ion binding; DNA-binding transcription factor activity, RNA polymerase II-specific. The transcript has 4 exons.
CUCAAUGUCCCCGCGUAUGAGAGAUCACCACCUUUCGGGCCGCACUCGUCACUUUACCCAAAGUGCUGCUGGUUCAAGGGGUCGCGAAGCCCUGCGGUCUCGGACAGGUUGUCCUGAGUGUCGCAGGCGAAAAACGAAAUGUGACGAACAGAAACCUGAAUGUGGCCAAUGUCUCCGAGCUGGCCGAGCUUGUCGUAUCAUUGACGGCCUAUUUCGGCCUCAUUCAUACUCUUUUCUUGUAUCGUCGUCAUCGUCUUCGUCGCAACGGGUGCAUCAUGCGUCCUGCCUGGAGGGCUACUCCCCCGAAGAGGAUGGCCUGCAAAACGGGGCACAGAUAUCGCAGCAAACAACUGAGCCUGUAGUGCAGGUUCCGUCUUAUAGAGGACAGCGAGCAAGGACUGAUUCACCUAAUUCACGACACUUCCAGGGUGAGCCUGGCCAGGAAUGCUCCGUAGGAAUUGCCGUGGGGGCUCAACAUGCCCGCACACCUUUUGAAGCUGAAAAUUUUAUGGUUGGGGUGUCUCCCCCAGGCACCCCGGAACCACUGGCGGAACCCGGUCCACAGGCCAUCACCAGAGCCCAUAUCCAAAAUGAACGAAAUGCUGCAAUAGUAGCUCCGGCAGCGCAUGGCUUCUCUGGCCUUCCAAAUAGCACCCAUGAAGACAACCGUCGAGAUCGUUGCGAGGUUGCAUUCUUCCUGCGACACUUUUCAGAAGGGCCUGGCCAGUGGAUGGACGUAUGCUGCGACCACCCUUAUUUCAGUGAGCAGGUAGCCUCAUUAUCACCUGUAUGCUCGCUCAUUCGAUAUUCGGCGGUUGCACUUGCAGCAAAACAGCUGGGCUAUAUGAAACAACCAGAAUCUAGCAUUCGGCAGACGCGGAGCCAUAGAUUCAUGAUGCACGCUUUUGCAGAUUCCCAUCUCGACUUUUUAUGGUAUGGGGCCAAGUAUUAUGACAAAGCAAUCCAGAUAUUCUCCAAACAACUCUCUCGUGAGGAUCGCUCUAUUUGUCAACUGUCCCCUCGGGGGGGUUAUCAAGCCGGCCUCCCAACCCCUGAAAGUAGCGAGUUCAGGUUAGCCGGGGACUAUGAUAGAACGGGAAGCACGCUGCAAAUUCUCGCGGCCUGUAUACUGUGCCAGUAUGAGGACUUGAGUGCUACUAUGGCAGCCUGGUCCAGCCAUCUGGACGGCAUAUACAGGUUAAUCCAUGGCUAUCUCAAUGAGACUGCCACCCCGCCGACGGCCUUCCACAUUCCGCAACCGAUGAAGACAAUGGAUGCAAUGUACUGGUUUUUUUCUAUAAAUGAUGUACUAGAUGCUUUUGUCAACAAACGAAGAACGCGGUUGGGGUCUAAAAAUCCUCUCAUGUGGCGUAAAAUGGGACUCCCUCUCGACGAGGAUGGAAAGCUACUGGUGCAAUACGUUGAAGAAGUACAUUCGGAGAGCGUAUUCUUUAAAUAUUUGAUCUGGCUUAUGUGCAAGCUGGUCAACUCCGAUCUAGGUAACACAGUUGAAUGGAAUGCAAUCAACAAGCAAUUUGGCGAGUGGCGAGCCAUACUCCCUUCAAUCUUUUCGUCCGCCAUCUCUUGGCCGCCUUUUUCAGAAAUCGAUGAUGCCCAGGACCCCGCAACUGUUAACCUUAGCUCGCACGAGACGUGGUUUCCUAAGGACGCCUGCGCACUUUCAAUGGCGUUUUAUCAUAUGGGACGAAUAUUGCUUUUGAUACAUAGGCCAUUGGAAGUUCUGCGUCAGAACGCGCAACCCGGCACAGAUAUACUGAGUACAUACCAUACCCUGCAGCAUGAUCUUCGCGGCCACGCCAUGGCAAUCAUAUCUAUUGCACGCGGGGCUCCAAGCGGCACCGUGAGGAAAUACCUAAUACAGCCUCUAUAUGUUGCCGGGCGCUGUCUGGAGGAUGCAAGUGAGCGCGAGGAGCUACUAAACAUACUCCGGCAGAUCGACGAGGAUCUGGGAGUAUUUACAGAUUAUCGCCAAAGGGACCUUGCUCUUGAAUGGGGAAUACCCUAUCACCCGGUAGAAAAGAAUAUAGUUCCUUAAUGGGCAACAGGUAUUCAACCAAAAGAAAUCAAAAUACGUCUCGGAGACAAUGCACCAAAUACUGAUAAACAUCUUAAUCGAACUGCAUCAUACAACUACCCUGCUUCAAGUUAUGUUCUGAGAUCGGUCAUGUCGCU